GUAAAGUGCGAAAUUUGCAACAAAUUUUUUGUACUUCCAUUUCACGUUGAAAUUAUAGUAACAAUUAGUCAUAAAUUAAGUUGUAAUUGCUAACGGCGCGUUCAAGUGUAAUAGCUGCAAUCAAAGUGUAAUAAUGCAAUGAUGUUCAACGUUUAAAAUUUCUUCCCCACAUGUCGUCGUUGUCGUUGUCUUCGUCGUCAGACAUACAAACUCAUAUACGUGCUUAAGUUGUGUUGAGAAGAACCAUACUAAGUACAACAAUACGACAACUGCAACAACAAAAACAACAAAAGAAAAGGACAGAAACAAAAGCAACGAAAGUUAAGCACUUUGGUUUUUGUCUUCAGCUUUUGCUUUCGGUUUCGUUUUCGGUUUUGUUUAACGUUUGUUUUACAUGGCGUAAGCUUAGCUCCUGCGCCGAAGAGAAAAAAAACAGAUCCCCAAGCAUCACAAACACAGAUACACUAACAGAGAGUCUCAUACACACACAUACACAAACAGAACAAUCGCAGCAGCAGCAGCAGCUUGAGCCACAAGCAAUUUUAGUAGAAGAGCAAAGAGAGCGCAACUCCUUGGCCUUCUUUUAUAUUGUUUGUGUGUGUGUGUAUGCCUGUUGUUUUUGUGUGUGACUGUUGUUGUUGUUGCUCUUGAGAGAGCUCCGCUGCUACUGCUCAGCUACUUCUACCGCUGUUGCCUUUGCCUCCUGGUAACUUGCGCGCGCCGUUUAACGCAAACUGUUCAACUGUCAUGGCCGGCAAUGGAGAGGCGUCCUGGUGCUUCUCACAGAUCAAGGGCGCCCUGGACGAUGAUGUCACCGAUGCGGAUAUCAUAUCCUGCGUGGAAUUCAAUCACGAUGGCGAACUGCUGGCCACUGGCGAUAAAGGUGGUCGUGUUGUCAUCUUCCAGCGUGAUCCCGCCUCAAAGUCCGCCAAUCCGCGACGUGGUGAAUACAAUGUCUAUUCGACAUUCCAAUCGCAUGAACCUGAAUUUGACUACCUCAAAUCGCUGGAGAUUGAGGAGAAGAUCAACAAAAUCCGAUGGCUGCAUCAAAAGAAUCCCGUACACUUUCUGCUCUCAACGAACGAUAAAACGGUGAAAUUGUGGAAGGUCAGCGAGCGCGACAAGUCGUUCGAGGGCUACAACACAAAAGAGGAGAACGGGUUAAUACGUGAUCCGCAAAAUGUAACCGCCUUACGAGUUCCUUCUGUGAAGCAAGUACCGCUUAUGGUGGAGGCCUCGCCACGUCGCACCUUUGCCAAUGCACACACUUAUCACAUAAAUUCAAUUAGCGUUAAUUCGGAUCAAGAGACCUUCCUGUCCGCCGAUGAUUUGCGCAUCAAUCUCUGGCAUCUGGAGGUGGUCAAUCAGAGCUACAAUAUUGUGGACAUUAAGCCCACAAAUAUGGAGGAGCUAACGGAAGUCAUUACCGCCGCCGAGUUCCAUCCAACCGAAUGCAAUGUCUUUGUCUACUCCAGCUCGAAGGGCACAAUACGUUUAUGUGAUAUGCGCUCGGCGGCGCUUUGUGAUCGCCAUAGCAAGCAGUUUGAGGAGCCAGAGAAUCCAACAAAUCGUAGUUUCUUCAGUGAGAUUAUCAGCUCCAUCAGCGAUGUUAAGUUGAGCAAUUCCGGUCGAUACAUGAUCUCCAGGGACUACUUAAGCAUCAAGGUCUGGGACUUGCACAUGGAGACCAAGCCCAUCGAGACGUACCCUGUGCAUGAAUAUCUACGCGCCAAAUUGUGCUCACUGUAUGAGAACGACUGCAUCUUUGAUAAGUUCGAGUGCUGUUGGAACGGCAAGGAUAGCUCCAUUAUGACUGGCAGCUACAAUAACUUUUUCCGUGUCUUUGAUCGCAACUCGAAAAAGGAUGUCACGCUGGAGGCCUCGCGGGAUAUAAUUAAGCCCAAGACGGUGCUAAAACCACGCAAAGUUUGCACUGGCGGCAAACGAAAGAAGGACGAGAUCAGUGUGGAUUGUCUCGACUUUAAUAAGAAAAUACUGCACACCGCCUGGCAUCCCGAGGAGAAUAUCAUUGCUGUGGCCGCGACUAAUAAUCUGUUCAUCUUUCAGGAUAAAUUUUAGCCAACACUACCAUUAUUAACAUUACACUCAUUGUACACAACACCACAAACGCUCCCAACUGAAGUCAUGGCCCAGCCUUGGCAUUGGUUCUCUCACUUAAAAGAUAAUUCGUUUGAUUUGUUUCAAGAGCGCUGGCAAAUUUCCCUAGCACUGUACGCUUAACGUUUGUUCAUACCACAUACAUACAUACACACACUCUCACACACACAUUUACUUACCGAUUUUGAUACAUCUAUAUAUAUAAAUAUGAAUAGCGCUGAGAAAUUCCGUUUUCUGUGCAGCGCGUAAUUCUAGCAACAAUCGAAUUAUCAAAAGUAGUUUCCCAAAUUUUUUACAAUUGUGCGCCCAAGUAUUUCUAAUAAAAAAAAAGAAUAACAAAAAACAUAAAAAG
This is a messenger RNA of Drosophila busckii, 2470 nucleotides long. It is a transcript of the gene tws, whose product is annotated as protein phosphatase PP2A 55 kDa regulatory subunit. The transcript has 5 exons. The record is from RefSeq and is a predicted model, not a curated record. Gene Ontology annotation, molecular function: protein phosphatase regulator activity; protein binding. Gene Ontology annotation, cellular component: protein phosphatase type 2A complex; cytosol. Gene Ontology annotation, biological process: peptidyl-serine dephosphorylation. Bases 748 to 2079 code for a protein of 443 amino acids. Lineage: Eukaryota; Metazoa; Arthropoda; Insecta; Diptera; Drosophilidae.